AUGACUCCACUCACCAAUGAACCUCCUGCACCAGCAUGGUACCGUCGUCUGCCCAAACCUCCAACCGAGCAUAAUCCCGCAUUACAUCGCACCUCCUUGCUCUCGCAGCAUCAUAUAUUCCAUGAGCCCUCUUCAGAUCGACGUACAGGAGAGGAUGCUUUGCGGAGAAGUACAAUUCAUGUUCCAGAGACAUCUCGCUCCAUGGACGGGAUAGCUCCAGGAGGACAGCAGACAGCAUUCAAUAAUGGUUCCAGAUCUGCUUCGCCUUCCAAGAGAGCUCGGUCUAUGGACAUUGAGGAGGACCACUCUCAAGCCGAAUCAGCCCACGGUAGUACUAAUGCCAGGGACCAUUUGUGUUUGUGUCCGUCUGAACCCAAGAUACCACGACCCAGAAAUUCGUUCAUGUUGUUUCGUCAACAUCAACAAUCCAGUAUCAUGGCACAGAAUCCAGGAUUGCCUAUUCCGGACGUGUCAAAGAUUAUCGGAGAACAAUGGAGGCGUCUAUCAGCCGAGGCCAAAGAGGAAUGGAAUUUGCUUGCGGAAGAAGAGAAAGCCCGUCAUCAGCAGCAAUAUCCCGGUUAUCGCUAUCAACCACGACGCAACGCCAAAGCUAGCAACCAAUCUUCGAUAUCCGGACCUUCUACUGCUGAACCACAGGAGCCUUGCAGCAAGUGCGGCGGGAAACCGAUGAGUUAUUAUAAUAAUCCAAGUCCAAUAUACACUCCGCCAGCUUCUGCUGCACAGCAAUCCAUGGCCAUGCAAGUUCCUGCCAAACGCAGCUACGUCGUCAGCAAUGCACCUGGUCAGAGGCUGCCUCCUACCUCUCCCGAACAUAGGGCUCAGCAGAAGGCUUUUGUCGAAGCUUAUCCCUACCAACGAGUCGAUCCUCGACUGAUAUACGCGGUACCUGCCAACCAACCUCUCCCGACUCCUCCAUCGUCGGAUUCGCAAGAUGUGAAGAGACGGCGUUUCAAUAGCAGCGGGGUCUAUAUGCCAGCUCGCGAAACAUACCCUGAAGCAGCAUACGCUUAUGCUCAUUCUCCUAUUCUAAACGGCCCAUAUUCUCGUCCAGAGGUUGUGCACGUUCAACAUGUCCAGCAAGGCGCCAAACCUGCAAUCGUCUCUCCUCCCCGAGCAGUCUAUCCGCGCCCACCACAGCUUCAACCUGUUCGACCACCUCAUCCACAUCAGCGAAACAGAUCAACUGUCGCAUUGCCACCAAUUGAAACAAUGGUGUCACAGACUCCGAUCAAGUCUUCUUCAGUUCAUUCCCAAGGCUCUGGUGUAGAGGCUAUGAUCAUGUCAAUACCUGUCCUGAACAAGAUCAAGGUUCUCUCUCAGAUAUCCUCUCCUCUUCCAGCACCUGGUCCCUUGUCCCCUAAGCCGGAAGUUCGUGGCGCCAUUAUUGCAGUUGAAGGUAUGGAUCCUACAACCGUGAACAGCAUGACCAAUUCGCUUGCCGAGCAGCUGGAAAAAGAAGGGAAAUUCGCCGUCAGGAUCUUUGGCGGUCCAGAUCCAUUUACCACGAUUCAGAAUGCUCGAAAUGACUCAAAUGCACGAGGUCGUCCGAUGACAACUGAAGUCUACUUGAGCAUGCUGAGCGAAUGGCACAAGAUCAACAAGGAAAUGGUUGAGUACAUCAGCAUGCGGCCUGGAGGAUCCGAACUCAAAGGUAAUCGUGGAUCUGGACUCAAGUCAUCAUCUAUGCUGGUAGAACCUUGCCACAGUGAUCCUGAUCACCCAAUGGCUGAUGCAGAGGGUCCUAGCACUCCAGAAAAGACUCUCCGGAUAUAUCAAGGCAAAUCAGAUGCCCAUAAUGACUCCGCGAUCAGUCCCACGACAAUGGACAAAGCUGCCGAAUUGUCGAUAAUUUCACCUCCCGCUAAAGGACGAAGUCAAAGUACAAGCGAGUACAGUAUUCGCCCGCCGCCACUGACAUUUCCACGGCCACACAAUUCGACCCGCAUCCCUCCACCUCCGCCAACGCCUCCUCCUGCUUCGCCGCCCCCACCGCCGCCACCAGCCUCGAAGCCUUCCUCCAGAAUUCCAUCUGCUCGGACCCCUCAGGGAACGCCUGCACCAGCGGCGAUGGACCCAAAGCCCCAGGAGGGACCGCAGUUGCCACGACCAUGUAGCAACGCAAUCCCCAUCGCUCUUGUUCCGCAUUUCCAACUUACGACCAUCGACGCAUCCUCCAUCGCCAUGCCAAUCAGCGACGGCUUUUCUCCACCAGCACACUGGCAAUGGUUCGCUACCCUGUGGCGUGGCAGCAUUGGGCCGGACAUUACCAUUGUCAUCAAAGGUGUUGACGACGAAGUCGACGGAGGAGAGGCGGCACGAGCAUCAGUCAGUGCUCCGGGCAACACACCAAUGCUUGGACGGGACAGAACUUCCAGUGCGGGUUUGACCGCCGCUAGCGGCCAUUCCGGUGUCGACAUCAGAUUGAAUGACUGUCAUGCGGUUAUUGUUAAGACGGCUAUCCUUGAUAUGUCAACGACUUCCAGGGGGCCGGCGGCCGCGGAAAGAAACCAAGGAGAUAAAACGUUGAAAAAUGCUGGGAGUGUGGUGCCGGUUAAUGCUGCUCACCAGGCAAAAGAGAUGGAGAAUUGGGAGAAGGCGAAGCGUAGAGUCGGAUUUGAGGUGGAGGAAUUUUUGAGGAGAUAAAUUGUAUGUUGCGAGCUGGUCCGAUUUGAGAUACCCAAGGCAUUUGCGGCGCUAUGGAUGGCCAUGGGGUUUUAUGCACGGGAAUGCCUGGCAAGGAUAAGUGCUUGAAGUACUAGCAAGCUGGACUUUGCAUAGGGACUUGUUGGGUCAAAAGGGUAUCAUAAGGGAGAGAAAAUAGUGUUAUUGGACCGAACCCCUUGGGCACAAAAAAUGGGAUUGUCG
Exophiala xenobiotica is the source of this 2886-nucleotide messenger RNA. RefSeq lists its product as uncharacterized. The transcript has 3 exons. Gene Ontology annotation, molecular function: DNA-binding transcription factor activity, RNA polymerase II-specific; RNA polymerase II cis-regulatory region sequence-specific DNA binding. The record is from RefSeq and is a predicted model, not a curated record. The coding region runs from base 1 to 2664 and encodes 887 amino acids. Gene Ontology annotation, biological process: negative regulation of transcription by RNA polymerase II; cell differentiation; anatomical structure morphogenesis. Lineage: Eukaryota; Fungi; Ascomycota; Eurotiomycetes; Chaetothyriales; Herpotrichiellaceae.